AUGGGGACAUUGGCUGAACAAGCAUCCAAGCUGCUGGAUUUUAACCAGAAACUGGACAUAACACUCCUCGACAACAUAGUAGGAUGUAUGUAUACUGGAAUGGGUGAGCAACAGCGAGUUGCACAAGAAGUGCUUACUACACUUAAGGAACAUCCAGAUGCAUGGACACGUGUUGACACCAUUCUAGAAUAUUCUCAGAAUCAACAAACAAAAUAUUAUGCCCUACAAAUUCUGGAGCAAGUGAUAAAGACACGGUGGAAAGUACUACCAAGGAAUCAAUGCGAGGGAAUAAAAAAAUAUAUUGUAGGCCUCAUUAUCAAGACAAGCAGUGAUCCAGAAACCAUGGAGGCCUCCAAAGUUUAUCUUAACAAACUGAAUAUGAUCCUUGUCCAGGUAUUAAAGCGUGAAUGGCCAAAGAACUGGGAAUCAUUUAUUGGCGACAUUGUAGGAGCAAGUAAGACGAAUGAAAGUCUGUGUCAGAAUAAUAUGGCCAUAUUAAAGUUAUUAUCAGAGGAAGUGUUUGACUUCUCUAGUGGACAAAUGACGCAGACAAAAGCGAAACAUCUGAAGGAUACCAUGUGUAGUGAAUUCUCCCAAAUUUUCCAACUUUGCCAGUUCGUUAUGGAUAAUUCGCAAAAUGUCCCACUAGUGGCCGUUACUCUAGAAACUCUAUUGAGAUUUCUUAACUGGAUUCCCCUUGGAUAUAUUUUUGAGACUAAACUCAUCACCACAUUGAUAUUCAAGUUCUUGAAUGUUCCGACAUUUCGAAACGUCACUCUCAAAUGCUUGACCGAAAUUGCUACUGUGACUGUGACCAAUUACGACGACAUGUUUGUAGUUCUAUUUGCGAACACGAUGCAGCAGCUGGAGCAAAUGCUGCCUCUUGAAACUAACAUCCGUGACGCAUAUGCGGUCGGCCAGGAUCAAGAACAGAACUUUAUUCAAAAUUUGGCCAUGUUCCUCUGCACUUAUCUAAAAGAUCAUGGUCAGCUGGUAGAGAAGAAGCAAUUAAAUGAUACGCUUCUAAAGGCGUUGCACUAUCUUGUACUAAUCUCGGAGGUCGAGGAAGUUGAGAUAUUCAAAAUCUGUCUGGAAUAUUGGAAUGGAUUGGCAGCUGACCUAUACAGAGAAAAUCCAUUUAUGACACCAGCACCUCUAUUUAUGCCCAAGAAUAGUAUAUCUGUACCAACACGGAGACAAUUUUAUUGUCCCGUUUUAACAAAAGUGCGAUAUAUUAUGAUCAGUCGAAUGGCAAAGCCAGAAGAGGUGCUUGUUGUUGAGAAUGAAAAUGGCGAAGUAGUCAGGGAAUUCAUGAAAGACACGGAUUCUAUAAAUUUGUAUAAGAAUAUGCGAGAGACUUUGGUAUACCUUACGCAUCUUGAUUAUGUCGACACUGAGAGAGUGAUGACAGAAAAGCUUCAGAAUCAAGUUAACGGUUCAGAAUGGUCCUGGAAAAACUUAAACACGUUAUGCUGGGCCAUAGGCAGCAUCUCUGGUGCAAUGCACGAGGAAGAUGAGAAGCGAUUUCUUGUAACAGUCAUCAAAGAUUUACUUGGUCUUUGCGAACAGAAAAAGGGCAAGGACAAUAAGGCCAUUAUCGCCAGUAACAUCAUGUAUGUUGUAGGACAGUAUCCACGAUUUCUCAGGGCCCAUUGGAAGUUCCUGAAAACAGUCGUAAAUAAACUAUUUGAGUUCAUGCAUGAAACCCAUGAUGGCGUCCAGGAUAUGGCUUGCGAUACAUUCAUUAAAAUAGCAUUGAAAUGUAGACGACAUUUUGUUACGAUACAAAUUGGUGAAGCAAUGCCAUUUAUCGAAGAAAUUCUUUCUACAAUCAGCAGUAUCAUAUGUGAUUUACAAACUCAGCAGGUGCAUACUUUUUAUGAAGCUGUGGGAUACAUGAUAAGCGCGCAGAUAGAUUCUGUGGCGCAGGAACUAUUAAUUGAGAAGUAUAUGCUUUUGCCUAAUCAAGUGUGGGAUGAUAUCAUUAGUCAAGCAUCCAAGAAUGUAGACGUUUUAAAGGACCAGGAAGCAGUGAAACAACUUGCUAGCAUUCUAAAAACAAAUGUCAGAGCGUGUAAAGCGCUUGGCCAUCCGUACGUGAUGCAAUUAGGAAGAAUAUAUUUAGAUAUGUUAAAUGUGUAUAAGGUAAUGAGCGAAAACAUAAGUGCAGCGAUAGCUUUGAACGGUGAGAUGGUGAUGAAACAGCCAUUGAUUAAGAGCAUGAGGGUCGUCAAGAAGGAAACACUGAAAUUAAUCUCGGAUUGGGUCAGCAAAUCAGCUGAUCAUGAAAUGGUCUUAGAGAACUUCAUACCACCGCUAUUGGAUGCGGUAUUGUUAGAUUAUCAGAAAACAAAUGUUCACUGCGCCAGAGAGCCUGAGGUUCUCAGUGCCAUGGCUACCAUAGUGAAUAACCUCGAAGGCCAUAUCACCAGACAGGUGCCGAAAAUGUUUGAUGCCGUGUUCGAGUGCACCCUCGAAAUGAUCAACAAGGACUUUGAAGAAUUUCCAGAACACAGGACAAACUUCUUCCUUUUAUUGCAGGCAGUGAAUGUUCAUUGUUUCCCUGCAUUCCUAUCAAUUCCCCCGGCACAGUUCAAACUAGUCCUCGACUCCAUCAUCUGGGCUUUCAAACACACCAUGAGGAAUGUUGCUGAUACGGGACUUCAGAUCUUGUACCAACUACUGCAAAAUAUCGAGAAGCACGAACAAGCUGCACAAAGCUUUUAUCAGACCUACUUCACGGACAUUCUACAACACAUUUUCAGUGUAGUGACAGACACGUCUCACACAGCUGGAUUGACGAUGCACGCUACAAUCUUGGCGUACAUGUUCACGUUGGUCGAACUUGGCAGAAUCCAGGUGCCUCUAGGACCUCUACCGGACAACACGCUUUACGUUCAAGAAUUCGUCGCGAGCUUGCUCAGGGCAGCUUUUCCGUACUUGACGGACAACCAAAUCAAAAUUACCGUACAGGGACUGUUUAAUCUCGACCAAGAUAUCCCUGCCUUUAAGGAACAUCUCAGGGACUUCCUCGUUCAAAUUAGAGAGUACACUGGUGAGGAUGACUCGGAUCUUUACUUAGAAGAACGAGAGACUGCUCUGCGAGUGGCCCAAGAGGAUAAGAGGCGGCAACAGAUGGCAGUCCCGGGUAUUCUCAAUCCACACGAGAUGCCGGAGGAGAUGCAGGACUGAAUCAUCCAUAAACCUUAUCCUAAUCUCCCUGCACUUUCGAACGAAAAGCGCUCUGCCGUAGGUACUACCGUAUCAUUUAAUCUGCAACAACUCUUACAACCAUUGCCACCAUCACAACCACCACGACCAUCAACACAACUACUAUUUACUACUACUACUGCUACCACUACACCAGAUACAUAUUAUAUACGUACCAGGGCCGACGAGUGUAAAAUACUAUGCCUUUGUUACGGACGUAAGUCCGAAACGUGGUGACUGUUUGUUUGUCUGUUAUAGGAUUUGAUAUGAAACGGAGUUUUUCUUGUGGGUAAAAUGUGAAUGCCUGCUUGGCGAUGCUAUUUCAUGUACCCUGGAGUCUAUAUUUCUUAUAGAAAGUUUUUGUUCCGAUGAGUAUAUAGAGAUAGAACGCCGGGUAGCGCCGAACUGUCGACUGCCAAAUAAUAUCUUCGAUCUCUAUACGCUACCUAUAUGUAUCCAAUCAAAAAAAUCUUCACUUCGUAAGUUCUCGUAUGUACCAUGCGAUGAUAUAUCGACCCCGUAAAUACUGUUUUAUCUUAGAAGGAGAUCAAAGUACCGAUGCUGACGAUAACAAUAAUAUAAAUAAUUUCAAAGAGCAGCAACAAUAAUAAUACUUAAAGUUACUCUCUUGACGUUAAUUCGGUUCAAUUUCGCGGGUCGUUAUAGCCGAAUUCAUCGUAUCGAUAUAUUUCUAUUCUUUUUUCCUUGCCCAAGUUAUUCCUUCUUUUCGCGAGUGUUUCACUAAAAACUUAGCCAACUCUCUUACUCCGCAUAUCAUCGGCUCCGUAUGAAUCUGUUUAUGUAUAAAUGCUGUUGAUUUUAUUAUCGUGUAAAAGAAUAACGGAGAAAAAGAGAGCACGAAAGAAAAUGAAUGCAGGUAUGAAAGCGGCAGCUCGCACCAAUGGCAAUUGUAUUUUCAAUUUGAACGUAUGAAAUACAUUUUCACUCCAAUUCGGAUUAUUUUCAAAUUAUAAAUUGUUCAUCGGUGGCUCGAUGUUCGAUCGUCACUACAUUCAUCGUCCCUCUUUACGUCGUGGCGCUUUGUAAGGGCUUCAAACUUUUCAUAACAACGAGGUGCUACUUCACACUUUUGUCGGUUACUUUCAUUUUUUAUUUUUACUUCCUUUCAUCAGUACUCUAAGCAUUUCUGCGUCGCCAAUUCAGACUCUAUGGCUGCUAGAUAUUUAAAUAUUUCGGACUAUACCAUACUUUUGCAUUUCAUCAUUUUUAGCCGGCAUUUCUUUUUAAACCCUUAAUAUCUUGAUAAUAUUUUUCGACCGGUGCUUACAACGAGUCAUCGAAAAGCAAUGUCUUCGUCUCACAAAACUGCAGAACUUCGAGGUGAAUGACAGUAAUGGCGUUUCAUUUUUUUUAUUAUAAUUUUCCACGUAAAAUUAAUUCCUCUCUCAGUUGACUUUCCAUCCUUCUCUCGAGUUUAAUCAAUAACGCAUCAUUGUGAAAUCGUGAACUUCGAAGAAAAAAGGACGCCAGUCAGAAACGGACAUGGAGGAAGGGAAGAAGAGAGGCAUGCCAACGCAUUAUUCUCUCGCGAGAGUUUGAUUCGGUAUAAAAAGAGGAAAGGUAGUAAAGAAGAAGAGGGAACUUUUGAAUGACAGAGUUAACUUACGUAAAAUAGUAUCGUCUCAGCAGGCUCCCAUGCGAUAUAAAUGUACUAGGCAAAUGUGUAUUUUUAUUCAAAUGAAAUUGUAUUAUAAUACCACAUUAUUAUGACUUAGAUAAAGUCGACCACGUUACGAGUCGUUAAUUGGCAUCUUGUAGAUUAAAAGCUGAUCGCAACUCACUAUAGUUUGUAGGGUAUCUCUCUAUCGAUCUGUCUAACCUAUUUCUUUCAUUCAAGCGAUCUAUCCCGAUCUUUACAAAAUACAAAGAAAUUACUCGUGACACUCUCAAUCUCGGUAGUAAAAUGUUCAAGACAAAAGCACGACGUUACACAUUGUUCUAAUCACAUUGCACCCAAUUUCACGGCAAAUUAUUCUUCCGACUGUUUUUCUUCAUUUGUCGUCUGUCAACUGGUAAAUUUCAACUCGUGCCACGCGAAUAAUUAUACUUUGUCUAUGGGACCGCUGAGAACUGUUCGACUUUUCGUUUAACCCUCUUCACCCUUUUUUCUUCGUUACUCACGGUUAUAUACAAUACACGUCCAUCCUCGAUAAAGGCAAUGGCCCUUACUCAUACCUACAUAAUAGAUAUACAUGCAGCAUCAAACGGAAAGAAGAAUUUUCACGUGUGGCGUACGUCAAUUGGGUCUUAACCAGCCUUUCUUGAUAUUGGAUUUAUUUCUUCAUUUUCUCAAUCAAUCGUGGCGAUAAUUAUACAUGCUGAACGUGAACUCGAGAGAAAGAGCAAACUUGUACUUGCUUACAUGCAUUUUCAUAGGGAUGAUAUAUAUAUAUGUAUAUAUGAAUUCUAUGAGAAUGCAGGUUUGUUAAAUAUUUAGUGCAGGAUUCAAACAAAUAAACGUCUGAACGCAUUGGGCGAACUUCAUAAACCUGACAGAUCUAGAUUAGCGCGAAACUUUUUAAAAAUAUUUUCUACAUUAGUGAUUUAGCCGUGUUUUAUAAAACGAUCUGAUAAUACCGCGUUGAGUAAGUACCUUCGAUCGUACGUUCAUGCCUGACGAGACUACGUUUUCAUAACUGAGAGAAAAAGGGAAAGAUAAAAGGAAAGAAAAUUAAAGACAGUACAACGGAAUUUCAUGAGGUUUCAAACGAAGUGAAGAAAAUCUUAUGGGGCAACGAUGUUUACCUCCGAUCAUCAAAGUUAAUAGCGGCAAGAGUUUAAGUAAAAGCCCAGCUAUAAAUAUCCUAUGCCAAUUGAUCGAAGUCAUAUAAAAGUUAAUAAAACAAAUACUGGACGAACGGCAAAAAAUUUGGGCACGAGUCUUGCAAAACGUCAUCACGAUUUACGUCAUAUAAGUGAAUCCAACGACUGACAGUACUACGUUUCCUCGUAUCGAAUUUUGAAUUUUUGAAAAUUAAUACACAACGUACUUUCGGACACGACCUAUAAUAUUCUUUCAACACAAACAACCAUGAACCUUCGAUGUAAUUCAUAGAAUAAUCUUUCGAAUAGGGUAUUUACUACCAGGUAUUUAAAUACGUGGUGGAUGGAACAUUGGGAUGGUGACUGUUAGCAGAUGCACGAUUAUUAGAUAGAUAAAACUGAAUCUACUGUUGCAUUUGAGUUAACUGGUGUUCACGAUAUUCGAAGAUAUGUACCAUAAUGAUUAGACGAUUGACAGUAGCUCCGCUUGGCACACUGGAGCCAUUACUAUACUGUACCUAUGCGACCCAGCACUCGAGCCGAGCUGCUGUCAGUUCUCGUUUCGAUGAAGAAUGAAGUGAAAAAUAAAAAUAAAAGAAAGAGAUUGAUGAACGAACGAAUUAAUUAACGAGCACGAUUGCAUCUCCUUGUCGUAAGCUGUAUUUAUUUGCAACCAGCACACGACUGUACCCGAAAAUAAUGUCUAUGUAAGGGAGAAACUUCCAUUAUUUCCCAUCAGAGAGGAAGAUACUUUCUUUUUUUUUGUUAUUAUAUAAUUAAAAAUACGAUACAAACCUCUUUUCUAUCGACAAUGUCUUGUAUGAUGCAGAGAGAGAGAGAGAGAGAGAGAGAGAGAGAAUAGCGUGUGUGUGAAAAAGAAAGAGAGAAAGAGAGCGAAAUAAUAAAUAAAAAAAAAUACAUUUACGGUGUACGAUCUUGAUUGUGAGAUGGACUAAGUAUAGUAAGAGCUAUUACAUAAGGUAAACUAGAUUACAAGACGAUAAUAAAACAUUAGAUACAGGUGUAUGAUUAAUAUUUUAAAGAAGUAUGUCUAUUAUAUGAGAUUUUUAAGGCAGCGAAAGAAAGAGGAUAUUCCCACUUGUACUGAACCGAUUAUGAUGAAGGCUAAAGUUUUCAAUAUAUAUGUAUGGAUAUAUAUGUAUAUAUACACACUCAGUGCAUAUAUACUUGUAUAUAUAUAUAUAAAUAUUCGUAAUAAAAUGUACUUUUCAAUUAUUUUUCUUUCAACAGUCACCCCGUAUGUCGCGUAUCUGCAUCGCUUAAUCAUUACUUAGCGAAUUUAAUUAUCGUUACUUUUUUUUAGUAUCCUUAUCCGUGGCCUUGAUACAUUUCAUCCUGUAAACAUGAUCGAAUUAACGAAUGACAAGCGCUAUCACGUACUAGAGUCUUAAUGAUCGAUCCAAGGACCACCUUUAUGAUCUUGCCAGGGAUUUUGAUCGAGUCAGUAUGUGAGCAGAAUGAUCCAUUUUUUGUUUCUGAGCCUUUCGAUGCAGAUUCUUUUACGAUAACGUUCGAGACGAUUACUAUUUUAUUAUUCUAUUCCGCCUGUGACCCUGUACUAAACUAGCGUACGUAAAGAAUGAGAUCCUGUAUGUAAUGAACUGCCGUGUACAAAAACGAGGAAAAAGAAAAGAAAGCUACCGAAUAAAUAAAAGUAUCCAAAUAACAUUAUCGUUUCGGCUAUAAGUGGCGACGUGCUUUUGCUUGGAAGCAAAUAAGUACAGUUACGAGUUUGCCGGGUGUCUUAACGUGCUGGAACGUCUGUGAAACUUUGACAGAUUUUUUGUAUAAUAUUAAACAAUGUUGUACUCGCCUAAGAUGUGUCCCGCACGGCGUUAAAACGAAUGAAAUUGUCUGACGACAUACGUCACGAAGGCUUUUCAGCUUUUGUUUUUCUCUUUUUAAGCUUUUAAUUUCUCGCUAACGUUGCAAGGACAGAGUGUGCGAAUUUGUAACGAUAGCACUCCGAGGUUGUAAGAUUUAUUAAUUUUUCGCAAGAACACGAAUUUUAUGUUAAUUCCCUUCUACGUGCAUUUAGAAUUGUACUGAACAUCGGAAACCUUUUCUAUGAAUUAUUCGUGGAUAAUUUUGAGCCAGUCUUCUUUUUCAUCCUCUCCUUUGCGACUCGGAGACACGUUGGAUGUUCGAUAGUUACUUUUUCUUUGAGACACAAAAAUGUAAUAAGAUGUCUUUGAUACACGCCAGUCGGUCCAAGAUAAGAGAUGCCGUUUACGUUAGAUGAUGAUCUCUACACCCGCAUGCGAUUUUCUUUUGAGCCUUGAGACGAAUCAGCAAAAUAGAUUUUGUAUGUCGUUAACUGACGACAGUAGACUAAUGUAAUGUCGAGGGUCGUGUGAUAGUAUGUAGUUAAGGAAAUAGAGAUGAUACGCGUGUCUGAGUGUGUGGAUGUAAUAAAUUAAGAGCUCUAUCAGUUAUUCAUUGUAACGACAAAGUAUGUAAAGAGUUUAAUAAUACUUACUAAUAAAAUUUAAAAUACUACUGUA
Molecule: messenger RNA, 8519 nt
Organism: Cephus cinctus (wheat stem sawfly)
Lineage: Eukaryota; Metazoa; Arthropoda; Insecta; Hymenoptera; Cephidae
Gene: emb
Product: exportin-1
Exons: 13
Coding region: 1-3192 (1063 amino acids)
Biological process (GO): protein export from nucleus; ribosomal large subunit export from nucleus; ribosomal small subunit export from nucleus
Cellular component (GO): nucleus; cytoplasm
Molecular function (GO): nuclear export signal receptor activity; small GTPase binding
Source: RefSeq, a predicted model, not a curated record